CUGAGCGCACAGGGCAAAAUUUAGUAUGUCUGGAAAAUUCCUUAGGGUGUUUGCGAGUGGUUUGUGUAUAUGCCCUUAAAAAGUCUACGAUACACGCCAGUGUCAUGUAAAUUGGUAUGUCUUGCAAGCGUUAACUGCUGUCAAUGAGGUCGGUCUGCUUCAACUGGCUGGUCUUGUGACUGUGUUCGUCUUUUUUUCUCCUCUUCGAUUUUUUUUUUUUUGGCAUGCAAAGAAAACCUAUAGAUCACCUACACCAUGCCAGCCACGGAACCUACCGCCAAGGCAGAGAAACGUACCAACUCACAAAAGACUGAUUCCAGCACAGUCACUGCACCGGUUGCAAAGAAACGAAAGCUGACUCCAGCCGAGGCGCUCAUUAAAUCUAUGACGGCCAGAAAGGCGAUCGCUUCACUAAAAAAACCCACUGGAACUCAUGUCACGUUCGGCGACAAUGCCGAGGUGAUCGAGAAGAAAGUGGCUGCUGCUAUACCGGAAGAAAGUCAAAAGAAGAAGAGUAAGAAGCAGAAGAAAAGACCUAGUAGCGAAGUAUCGGCAACGACGUCCACGGCUUCGAUAUUCCAAAAUGGCAGCACAGGGUCUAUUCUACCCACUAAUCCAGCAAUUGACUAUUUGCGGACAUGGAAGUCAGAUCGAUCAGAGUGGAAGUUUCAAAAGGUGCGACAAAUUUGGCUACUGGCUAAUAUGUACGAUGAAGUGAAGAUAAGCGAUGAAGAUUUUGCGAUUUUAUUGGAAUACGUGCAGGAUUUGAAAGGGAAAGCGAGACAGGUAAGAAUUAUGGUUGUUUAUGGUCAGGCAGCUCUGUGUGUCUUACCUCCUAGCUUUGCAGGUUACAAUUGAAGAGGCCACCCAAAUCCACCAACAAUACCCCGAUCAGGAUGACUCUGAGUCUGAAACAGACCAGCGAACAGGUGGUGUGGAGGAGGAUGACGACGAAUUUGAUGCUGAAAAGAUGAUGGCUAAGGCUCAAAAGCAGGCGCAGAGUGCCAAGGCGCAAGAGCAAAAGCAGGAACACCAAGUGGCCAAAAGGAAGGCUCAAAGAGCGAUGGAGAUAUUGCGAACCUUGUCAUAAGCGCCGCCCCAGUCCUACAUACCACAGCAGCCAACAAGCAAUAGAGAGUGUAAUAAAAAAAAUGCCAUUUGAUACGAUGACGCUACUACGUAAACAAUAAGGGG
Umbelopsis ramanniana AG is the source of this 1194-nucleotide messenger RNA. RefSeq lists its product as uncharacterized. Bases 256 to 858 code for a protein of 200 amino acids. The transcript has 3 exons. Lineage: Eukaryota; Fungi; Mucoromycota; Umbelopsidomycetes; Umbelopsidales; Umbelopsidaceae. The record is from RefSeq and is a predicted model, not a curated record.